AUGCAGUCAAAUACUUUUGAUUCUUCACUGGAGGUGAUCAGUGCUGAAGAGCAAACAACAUUGAGUUCUAAGCUUGCAUCAUUUGUGCAAAAAACAGCUGAAGAUGCUUCGUUUACUGCUUCUCAAAUAUCUUAUGUUCAGGAGACGGAUGUAACGCAAAGUGACAGAUACGAUGUUACGAAAAAAAUACUUUCACGUAUGAUUAAAAAUCUACGAGCUAAGCUCUUGAAAAAAGAAAAUUCUCGAAUAAUUUUGAUGCGACGAGGUGAAACGGUUUCUGAAGUUGUUGCUCAAUUGGCUGGAGAUGCUCUCACCGAUGAGAAGCGUUACUCACCAUAUGAUUCAAGUGUGCCAGAUACAUUAGGAAAUCAUGAACGACGUGAACAUGUAAUGGUCAAUCCACCACUAAACAAGAGUACUCGUUUUGCAAUAAAAUUUGGUUCUUCUGAGGUACAAAAUUCAGCGAUAAUGCUGUUUUGUGGACCAGAGAAGGCUGUCAUACAGACUGCUCAGCAGGUUAUAAAUGGUUCUAAUACCGGCAUAGCUUGGAAAAUCGAGCCUGGACUUGCUCGCUAUUUCGAACCAAACGAGCUAAAACCAACGUUUGAUAUUAGACUCGGGCAGGAAACUGUCUACAGUAUUGAAACUAUCAAUAAGAUUAUUGGCAAAGAAACAACUGAUGACUUUCACAAACGAAUUGAAGAGGUUGUGAAGCAGCUUAAAUUCUCACCUAAAGCAAGCACCAUGAUCAUUGCUGAGCAUUGUGUUCUUGACUCUAUCAUGCAGACAUUUGUCCGCAACGGCAAAAAGCUAACUCAGAAACAGGCAAGAACCUGUUUACGAGCAUCACUGCCCAAACGCAUCCCUCCACUCUCUUUGAUGCACUUCGAUAUUGACCCAAAUGGAAAAUGGAAACCAAGUUGUGCAUCACUUCCAAGCUUGUUGCGUGAAAAGCCUGAGAAGUUAACUGCGCCUGACAUUAAUUACCUUACCCGACCAACAUAUGGUUUCUAG
Molecule: messenger RNA, 1014 nt
Organism: Thelazia callipaeda (thelaziosis nematode)
Lineage: Eukaryota; Metazoa; Nematoda; Chromadorea; Rhabditida; Thelaziidae
Source: the annotation of a GenBank genome assembly